Molecule: messenger RNA, 1992 nt
Organism: Phycodurus eques (leafy seadragon)
Lineage: Eukaryota; Metazoa; Chordata; Actinopteri; Syngnathiformes; Syngnathidae
Gene: trabd2b
Product: TraB domain containing 2B
Exons: 9
Biological process (GO): negative regulation of Wnt signaling pathway
Cellular component (GO): organelle membrane
Molecular function (GO): Wnt-protein binding; metalloendopeptidase activity
Source: RefSeq, a predicted model, not a curated record
AUGAUAAGUGUGGCGGAGGGCUGCUCGGAGGGUCGAAGAAGACGCGAGGAGAACACGGCCGUGGACAAAGAAGCGCUUGUACCACGUCCAUCAGCUCCCAGUCCGCCGGGAGGGGGUCCCGGGGGCCGCCGAGUUGACAGCAAACCUGUCAUCCCCCGCUUAACCUGCGCCCACCCCACUUUCCCUCUUUUUAAAGAGGAGGCGGCGCAGGAGGAGGGGGGCACGCCACCUCCCACUCCUCCAGCACACGCAGAGACGCUCCAAACUUGUGGAGCGCACCGCGGAAACUUUUUAACAGUGGCUUUCCCCGCACCGACAGGAGAAGAGACGCUUUUGUGGCUCCGGGGAGGCAAAAGUGCCGCAAGGCAAGCCGCAGGUCCUCCCCGUCACCUGGACACCAUGGUGGUGUGUGUGCAGGGGCUCGCCUGGGUGCUCCUGAGCGCACUCCUGCCGCCUGUGGCGCUCUGGGGCGCGCGGCCAGCCGGCAGACCGAGCCAGUGCGACGUGCCAAAGUUGCAAAGCGACAUGAACUCUUUCCUGUGGAAAGUCAAGCGCACGCCCCCGCUUCCGCCUUCCUACCUGUACGGCACCAUCCACGUGCCUUACACCCGAGUGUGGGACUUCAUCCCGGAUGUCUCCAAGCGGGCUUUCCACAGCAGCCGCAAUGUUUUCUUCGAGUUGGACCUGACUGACCCGCUCACCGUCUCCAAACUGACCAGCUGCCAGCUGCUUCCCCACGGGGAGAACCUCCAAAGCCUGCUACCUCGAGACUUAUACCGCCGCCUCAAACGCCACCUGGACUACGUCAAGCACAUGAUGCCGUACUGGAUGACGGCGGACCAGCGCGGCCGCGGCCUCUAUGCCGACUACCUAUUCAACGCCAUAGCGGGAAACUGGGAGAGGAAGAGACCCGUGUGGGUGAUGCUGAUGGUCAACUCACUGACUGAGUGGGACGUGAGGUCCAGGGGGACGCCGGUGCUGGACUUGUUUUUGGCUCAGGAGGCCGAGAAGAUGGGAAAAACAACGGGGGCGGUGGAAAGGGUGGAGGAGCAGUGUCACCCCCUCAAUGGCCUCAACUUCUCUCAGGUGCUGUUCGCCUUGAACCAGACGCUGCUGCAGCACGAGGGUGUCCGAGCGGGCAGUCUGCAGGGCUCCUACACCACCGAGGACCUCAUCACGCACUACAACUGUGGGGACCUAAGCUCCAUCAUCUUUAACCGUGACAACUCACAGUUGCCCCACUUCAUCAACAGUUCCCUGCCGGCUCAUGAGCGCACCACAGCUCAACAGAUCGACAGCUACUUUCGCCAGGAGCUCAUCUACAAGCGGAACGAGCGCAUGGCUCGCCGCGUGUCCGCCCUGCUGCAGAGGAAUCCCAACCAGACCUAUUUUUUCGCCUUUGGCGCAGGUCACUUCCUGGGGAACCACAGCGUGCUCGACAUCCUUCGACACGACGGCUACAUGAUCGAUCACGUCACGCCGGAUGACCAGCAGCCUGUGACACUAAUAACAGACCGCGAGCCAACCGGCAGCAUGAGCACGGCUCCUCCCACCAGUUGGCCCACCAGAUCGGGCGAGACGGUGCUCAGUAGCCUGCCUGGCGUCGGCGAGGAGGAGGAGCUUCCCCACAUCCUGCAGCCGGACAGCCUGAGUCAGCUGGAGGAGUUCGGAAGGCGCAAGCGUCCUCGAAAAGCUCACCGCGGCCACGGGAGGCCCCGCCUCUUCAGUGACCUCUGGGUUCGCUUCGGAGACGGGUGAGAAUUGUACUACCCACCUGCCUCGCCACCUAACGUGAGGAUCAUCAACGGUUACGUGACAGUGGAGUCCCCGCUCACCCACCCGGAGGACCACGCCAUGGACAAACACCUGAGUCCGGCCUCUUUCGCAUCACCCGGCCCCACCUCAGCGCAGCCGCCUUCGUCAGCCCGCGGCGCGCUAUCGCUGACGUGCACUUUAGCCUGGCUGCUGUUGUACGUGCUGCUCACCUCCUGA